UCCAAAGUUCAAAACAAACCGGACCGUUCCAAACCGAGUCAGGACUAUGUGAGGAAGCGAAAGACCAUGUCUGUGAAAGUGUUUUCGUGCAGACUUUGGACAAACUGUUUCAAUGUUUGUAAGAGGCCGGGCCGUGCACGCGCUGCAGCCGCGAGGGUGGGCCAGGGGUGCACGAGGGGCUACUACAACAACAGCGGGAGGCCCGGGUUCACCGGGCCGGGAGGAGGGGCUUCUGUCCGGGUGGUGGACCUGCGCUCUGACACGGUGACCAAACCCGGACCGACCAUGCGCCGGGCCAUGGCGGAGGCCGAGGUGGGGGACGACGUGAUGGGAGAAGACCCGACUGUGAACGAGUUACAGAAAAUUGCGUCAGGUAUGUUUGGGAUGGAGUCUGCGCUGUUCGUCCCGUCUGGAACCAUGAGUAAUCUGAUUGCAGUGAUGGUGCACUGCAGGGAGCGAGGAGAUGAGAUGAUAGUGGGAGAUCUGUCACAUUUACACAUCUACGAACAAGGAGGCAGUGCACAGCUGGCCGGUGUCCACGCCACCACAGUGACCACCCUCCCCAACGGAACAUUUGAUCUGGAUCAGCUGGAGUCCAAGAUCCGCCACGGUUACCCCGACCCUCAUUACCCCCGUUCACGCCUCAUAUGUGUGGAGAACACGCAGAACAUCCAGGGAGGGCGUGUGCUGCCUCUGUCCUUCCUGCAGGAGGUACGAGCCUUAGCAGACAGAUAUGGUCUGUGUGUUCACAUGGACGGAGCCAGAGUGAUGAACGCUGCGGUGGCUCUGGGGGUGUCUGUGUCCACCAUACUGCAGUACACACAUACUGUCAGCGUGUGCCUGUCCAAGGGUCUGGGGGCCCCUGUGGGGACCAUGCUGGGUGGACCCAGUGACUUCAUAUCCCGGGCAGUACGAUGUCGUAAAGCUCUUGGCGGUGGAAUGCGUCAGGCUGGAAUACUGGCAGCAGCUGGGAAAGUGGCUCUGGAGACGAUGGUGGGCAGACUGGAGGAAGACCACCACAAUGCAAGAACCUUUGCUCAAGCCUUACUGGACUGUGACUCCCCUCUGUUCGCCGUGGAUAUGUCGGCCGUGGAGACGAACAUCCUUCGUUUCAAACUUCAGGAACCAGGUCCGAGUCCAUCGGAGUUUUGUGCUCGCAUGGCCCAGGUGGGGGAAGGGGAGGAGGAGGCGCUGGGACAGGGUGUACCCGUCCUCAUGUACCCUCACUUUGGGAACUCUGUCAGGGCUGUGUGGCACCUUGGGAUAUCAGCUGACGAUACUCGACUGGCCGUCCAGAAGAUGCAGUUUGUGGCUUCUGAGUUCAUGAAGGAAACAGUCCGAGCCUGCUGAGUCUGAGUGAACCCCCCUUUCAAACAUGUGGUCCAAUAAUUAGGACUAAUUUUAAUUUAAAAAAGACUGAUUAAUUCAAAUUGUAGAAGUUCCACUACAUAUCUUGUAUAUUAAUUUUCUAAAUUUUGCUCAUUAAAGUUUGCACACUUUGA
Messenger RNA from Sphaeramia orbicularis (orbiculate cardinalfish), 1502 nucleotides. It is a transcript of the gene tha1, whose product is annotated as threonine aldolase 1. Bases 67 to 1350 code for a protein of 427 amino acids. Gene Ontology annotation, cellular component: cytosol. The record is from RefSeq and is a predicted model, not a curated record. Gene Ontology annotation, molecular function: L-allo-threonine aldolase activity. The transcript is spliced from 7 exons. NCBI's taxonomy places the organism in Eukaryota, Metazoa, Chordata, Actinopteri, Kurtiformes, Apogonidae. Gene Ontology annotation, biological process: L-threonine catabolic process; glycine biosynthetic process.